This is a messenger RNA of Galendromus occidentalis (western predatory mite), 2320 nucleotides long. Its product is annotated as sorting nexin-19. The record is from RefSeq and is a predicted model, not a curated record. Gene Ontology annotation, molecular function: phosphatidylinositol binding. The transcript has 2 exons. Gene Ontology annotation, cellular component: intracellular membrane-bounded organelle. The coding region runs from base 1 to 2223 and encodes 740 amino acids. NCBI's taxonomy places the organism in Eukaryota, Metazoa, Arthropoda, Arachnida, Mesostigmata, Phytoseiidae.
AUGGAGUUUGUGGUCUGUUUAGUACCUCUUUACGUGAUGCACCGGAUACUGCCGUUUGCCUGUGCCACCUGUAUUGGAGUCGCGUGUUAUGUUGUUGUACGGAGAUAUGCAUCGCGUCCCAUGCAUUCGAAGCUCUCGUGUCUGCUACACAAGCUUCUGAGAGCGCUCCGGGCCCACUGCGAAAAUCAAUCGUUCUCACCAGAGGAGCUCUGUCCCGUCGCGAGCAUUUAUCAGAACUCGGAGCCGCACACGCUGUUGCUGACUCCGGAGCUACACACGGAGGUUGCAGGAAUCGUUGACAGCAUCCUGCAGGGUUUCAUCCAGCCGUGGUUUCAGCCCCUGUCCGGCGUCCAGGAGUUUCCCCGACACGUGGAGGGAAUACUCGAGGACACAUUCCUGGAGCUAUCGCAUAAGCUGACAUUUAUCCACCCGUCACGAGCGCUGCAGUUGUGUCUCGAGACUCUGAGUGGCCACCUGCAGCACUUACCGCGCUGUCAACAGUCCUCCGAAGCACUGGGUCCGGACCAUCCGGCGGCUAUUGAUCGACACACUGAAUGGCUUUACUUGGAAAGCCUCACUACGUGCGCGUUACGGCUCGUCGAGCCGGGCGAUGUGCUCAGUUCGAGAGCCACACAUAUGUUAAUCCUCCACCUGAUCUGCCGCGAUGUGUUCCUCCCGUUGGUAGACCUCAUAUCCCGACCUCAGGUCAUCUACUACCUCAUAGUUGUUCUCUGCACCCCUCCGCCGGCGGAAAUUGGCGAAGAACUCGACACCACACCGAGUGUCGCCUCCGCCGACGAUGAACUCGACGGUGUCGAUCAGAUAGCUGAGGAACCCAGCGUCAACGAUCUCCUGGACGCGCUCGUAGCCGCGAAGAAGCCCACGCUGUCUCGCACGCCCCGCAGCAGCCCCAUGCGGAUACGGGCAUCGGUCGACAUCGAGCGAGCCGUCGAAGCCGACAACUUCAACGAUAGUUCCUGCCUACAUAAAAUGAACAUCACGAAAACCGAAUCGCGCAGCGAACACGGCAAAGGAGUGUACACAGUCUACUGCAUUGAGUAUCAGCCCCGAUUGACGGGUCCCACGUACAAAGCGAAGCGUCGCUUCAAUGAAUUCCUAAACCUCCAGACAGCCCUCAGUAGAAUGGGCAAAUACGAUCAAGUGCUCCGCGGCAUCAAGGGCCCGUCGAGGUGGCUGGCCAACCCGUUCAUGAACGAUAAGAAAAAUGUCAUGAAUCGCGUUAUCUAUCUCCAGAACUAUCUUCGGCAACUCUCCGCCAUAUCGGACAUCGUUCGAACUCCACAGUUCCAAACAUUCACGGGGAUGAUGGGCGAUCCGAGUACUUUCUUCACCGGCGGCAUCAACUCGGGCCACAACCCCCUACGGAUCGAUCGCAUGCUGGCUGAGGGGGUCCGCGGAGCCCUCGAUCUUUUCAAAACAGCUCUACCGAAUGAAUCUUCGAGAGACCUCACCGAUGGGAAUGUUGUCUCGGGAACGCCGACCCCCCCUUGGUUUGAAGUGACGCUCCACAGCAACAUCGAAAUCAAAUACGACGUCGAUGCGGGAAACCGAAAAUUGCGUCAGGCCAUUUUCAAUUAUAUCGACAAUUUCGAUCUCGCCUCGUCUCCGGAGUUCUCUCCCGUCCAUUCUCAAACGCCGCUGCCGGGGAGCAAGCCGGAGUCGGAAGAGAUGCGAGACUUCCUGGACACCGAAAGCCUGAAAAUGGCAUUCAACUCGUCGGGUCGGGGCUCUUCGCAAAACUCUCAAUCGUCCACUAUCGCUGAUCCUUUGACUAGGGCGAUUUUGGACGUCAUAACUGUCGCGCUGGAGAACCAUCAGAGUUCCCGUUUCACGUGUCUUCUGACGAGUUUCGAGGGUCUCGUCGGCGGGCUCUUCGAAGAAUGGCUGAACGAGAAGCUAGAAGAAUGUCUUUCGCCACAUAACUGUGCCACGGUCCUGCACAGACUCCAUCUGCUAAUCAGCGGACUCGCCCAAGGUGGUGAGGUUUCGCCAAGCGAGCGAACAUUGGAAGAGGCCCACGAGGCGAUCCGGAACCGCUUACCUCCUUGGACCCUCGCAUAUCUACCGGUUGACGAAUUCAUCCUGAGCAUGCUGGAAUCCGUCAAAGAGGAGCGUUUCAACCGGGCUCUCGUCUACAAGCUCGCGGACGCCUUACUGGAUCUCCUCGCGUCUGUCGACAACAUUGAAGCGUGGACCAGAUAGAAUUUAGAAUGGAAGAAGAGUUCCGAACUAGUCCCGUAGAUCGGCUCGAUAUCAAGUUCCUGCCUUCCUGGAUGGAAUCAAUGAGAACCACAAUCAU